Messenger RNA from Dioscorea cayenensis subsp. rotundata (Guinea yam), 422 nucleotides. Its product is annotated as patellin-2-like. The transcript has a single exon. NCBI's taxonomy places the organism in Eukaryota, Viridiplantae, Streptophyta, Magnoliopsida, Dioscoreales, Dioscoreaceae. The record is from RefSeq and is a predicted model, not a curated record. The coding region runs from base 72 to 422 and encodes 116 amino acids.
AGCCGGCUGAACUGGCACCGGUUCAGGAGGAGCCAGCCGGAGAAUCGUCGGCGGUGGUGAUAGAACAGUCGAUGUCUUUCAAGGAAGAGAGCAAUGUCGUUGCUGACCUUAAAGACAAUGAGAAGAAGGCCCUCGAGGAGCUCAAGCAGCUCAUCCACGCUGCCCUCGCCGCCAACGAGUUUGCCCCGCCACCGCCACCGCCACCGCCCGCCGGUCCCAAGGAGAAGGUCAAGACUGGAGGGCACGCUGCUGAGGUCGUGGAAGAGAAGACUGUCGAAGCUAUUGAGGAAACCAUCGUCCCCGUCGUUGCUUCGUUGGCUGAGGAUCCGGCGCCACCGACUGCCGUUGAGGAGAAGGGCGCAGUGGCUAUCGAGGAAACAACCAUCCCCGUCGACGCGCCGGCCGGCGCGCGACAAGACUGA